UUACACAGAGAGUGCAUUACUCACAGCACCGAGAUACGGAUGCUGAUAAAAAGGGGUUGGAAACUUGGAAUAUAGACUAAUUUAAAGGUACAAGUUCAACAUUUAGCUGGUUGUUGUGAAACUCAAGAAAUGCAUGGGACUUGUUUACAGGAAAACUGAGACAACUCCGUUGAAAACUGAACGAAACAGGAAUUGAAAGACUUUGAUUAUAUAAAGUGAACUGACAGACUUACAUCACAUGUUGGAGGUUAAGCGGAGCGUAGCUGUGUAAACAACAAUGGGGAGGCGAUUAAACCAGUUUGGUCUCCUGUUAUGGAAGAACUUUAUUCUUCAGUUUCGGAGGCCAAUUGGAACAACCUUUGAGAUUUUGGUCCCCAUAGCCUGUGCAUCACUCCUUCUAUUGGCAAGGAACCUGAUCAAAAUUGAUGAGAAGUGUUUCACUACUUUUGACGAGGAAUUUGUGGAUACUGGCCAUGGCUUCAGUCUGGAUGAUCUAAGUACGAUAGAAGGAUGUAUAGCAAAUGGAACAUCAUGUCCAGCCAUUGCUUUCUAUCCCAACAACACUGUCACCUUUCCAAUUAUGGAGCUGGUGUCUGGGAUUUCGGGGUUCCCUCUUUCAACAAGGAACUUCUCUUCUGCCUCCGAAAUGGGUGCCAUAGUGACGGAGGGGGAUCUUGAGUAUUAUGCAGCUGUGGAGUUUGACAUGGAUUACGAUGCUACAGAGAUACCUACGGUAAUGAAGUACACCAUUCGUCUACCCCAUGACAUUGCAUCCUUUGGCUCCUGGUUCACUGAGCUCAACAUCUUUCCAUGGCUUGGUCUUGGUCCAUCUAGAAUCAACAACUACAAGAAGCGGUUCAUAUUGAUUCAAAAUAUCAUUGACCGGGUAGUGAUUGCUGCUCAAGCAUUUGUCUAUACUUCCAAUCCUGUAGUGUUCAAUGCUGCACAGAACAUGGAAUAUGGCAUGCAACAAUUCCCCUAUCCAGCCUACACAGAUGAUCGGUUCAUCAUAUCUAUCGAGAGCCUGAUGCCUCUUCUCUUGUUCUUAAGUUUCAUCUACGGUGCAGGAUCCAUUACAAGGGAACUGACGUUUGAGAAAGAAUGUCGUCUGAAGGAGAGUAUGAAGAUGAUGGGAUUAGCUAACUGGAUGCAUUGGCUUGCUUGGUUCAUCAAGUAUUUUGUCUAUCUUCUCAUCCCAACAAUCCUCAUUCUCGUUAUAGUUGUGGUGGGUAACAUUUUCCCCAACUCUAGCAUUGUUAUCCUCCUGAUCUACUUUGUCUUGUGGAUGGUAGCGACCAUUGCUUGGAGCUUCCUCGUCUCAUGUUUCUUCUCGCGUGCUCGAUUGGGUCUGAUCUUUGGCAUGGUUCUUUGGUUCCUAAACUACCUGCCCAUGUUCUUCCUGGACUUCAAGUCUUCAUCCGAUGCUACCAAGACAGCAGUGUGUCUCCUCUCCAACACCUGUAUGGGUGAAGGAGUCUUGGUCCUAGCUCGCUAUGAGCUCAAGGGUGAAGGGGCCCAGUUCUCCAACAUCGGCGAGAGUCCAUCCGAGGGUAGCACCUUCUCCAUGGGAUCCGUCUUUGGGAUGCUCAUCCUCGAUACAGUCCUCUACCUGCUCAUCACAUGGUACGUUGAAGGAGUCUACCCAGGGACCUACGGUAUCCCGAAACCAUUCUACUUUCCUUUCCAACCCUCCUACUGGUGUGGGUAUAAGCCAACUAAGGUAGAUGUUAACCCUGAUGGUGAUGAUGUCGUUGAGGGUCCUGGCCAAACACAGCCUGCCCAUGCUAACCAUGAGGAUGAACCUACCAAUCUAGAUGCAGGCAUCACAAUAUCAAACCUCACCAAAGUCUACAAGAGCUCUGUAGGCAGCAAACUAGCAGUUGACAACCUCUCAGUGUCCAUGUUCAAGGGUCAGAUCACUGCCCUCCUCGGCCACAAUGGGGCCGGCAAGACCACAACAAUGUCCAUCUUGACCGGUCUCUACACACCCUCGUCUGGCAAGGCUCUGGUCAAUGGUCACUCUAUACUGGACGACAUGGAAGGUGUUAGACAGAGCCUGGGACUGUGUCCUCAGCACAAUGUUCUCUUUGAUCGAUUGACCGUCAAGGAACAUCUGAAGUUCUUCAUUCGAUUGAAGGGCAAGUCAGGUCCUGAUGCUGAUGCAGAGAUAAACCAGAUGAUAGAAGACCUCCAACUGGUUGACAAAACAAACACACUGUCUACCAAGCUGUCAGGCGGAAUGAAGAGGAAGCUCAGCUGUGCUAUAGCCCUGAUCGGUGGUUCUGAGAUCGUCAUCCUAGAUGAGCCUACGUCUGGAAUGGAUCCCUAUGCUCGCAGGGCUACCUGGGAUCUCCUGCUCAAAUACAAGGCUGGACGUACAAUGGUCCUCACCACCCACUUCAUGGAUGAAGCUGAUCUGCUUGGUGACAGGAUAGCCAUCAUGGCCGACGGACAACUGAGAGCAAGCGGGAGCUCCCUCUUCCUGAAGAACAGAUUUGGUAUUGGCUAUCACCUGACCCUCGUCCAGAAUGAGAAGGUUGAUAUGAACAGUAUCCAGCAUAUGAUCAAGAACCACAUCCCAAAUGCAUCCUUAGAGAGCAGGGUCGGAUCAGAGAUUGAUUACAUCCUACCUCGUGAGAGCUCAUCAACAUUCAAGGAUCUCUUCACUCAGCUAGAAAAUGAGCGAGGUCCUCUAGGCAUAGACAGCUUUGGUGUGUCAGUCACCACAAUGGAAGAAGUGUUCAUGAAGGUGGGUGAGAUGGUCGACGAGGAAGAAGCCAACGGCGGAGGGAUGAUGAGGCGUCGGUCAAGCCUCAUCCCACCCCCUCGACCCGCCCAAUCGGACCCUGUGAUCUAUACCAAUGGUGAAGCAGGGGUCAAGGAUCCUAAUGUCAAGAUCAGUCUGUUUGGCAUCAACUCUGGGCAGAGUGCUCUGGUGACUGGCAUAUUCCUCAAGUUCCUUCAGUUCAAGGCUAUCUUCAUCAAGCGCUUCCUGUGUGCCCUCCGGGACAAGAAGUCUGUCAUCACCCAAUUCAUUCUCCCCAUCGUCUUCGUCAUCCUGGGUAUCGUCCUUCUCAAGACAUCCAGUGACCCGACCGACGAUAGGGCCCGCCUCCUCAACCUCAAGAACAUAUCUGAAUACGCUCCAUCAGGAUCCGCCAAGGUCUUCUACGCUGACCUCACAGGAAGUGAACACUUUGAGUAUCUUGAAGCUCUGAUGGAAUCCCUAACGGUUAAUCCAGUCAACAUCACAUCCGACCUGAUGAACGCCAUGGAUGAUAAUGCAGGGAACUUGAUCAAUGGAGUUAGUAGGACCUCCAAUUCAGAGUGCUGUAACUACACCAACAUGGUCCUCAGUGAAUACUGCCAGGAAUAUUUGUACAAUGAUGGUGCUGGAAGAACUGUAUGUGAUGAUGUCACAACAUUUGGUUACUACAACUGUCCAACCUGUGUUGCUGAUACUGAUGAGGAUGUAACGGAUUGUUCUGUCGGAGCCAAUUCCUCUACCGUCACCACGGAUACCCUCUACCUCUCUAACUACAUCCUGGGUAUUGCAGACACACAGAACUUCUUCUACGACAAUGUGGCCUCCUACAUACUAUCCACUACCCCUGGGGGUAACACCAAGCUAACCAUUGGAUACAGUAAUCAGGGAUUGCAUAUUCCUGCUGAAGCUCUCAAUGGUGCUGCAAACAUCAUGCUCAAAUACUUCACCAAUGACAGCUUUGCCAUAGAGACUAUCAACUACCCUCUACCUAGGAAUGCACAGAGUCAGGAAGAUGCAGCCGUUGCAUCCACGGAAGUGUUCUAUUUUGCUCUCCUUCUGCUGUUCGGUCUGGCUUUCCUUACUGCUAGCUUCAUCCUUUUCAUUGUCAAUGAGAAGCAAACCAAGUCCAAGCACCUGCAGUUUGUGAGUGGCUUGGACACGAUCACCUACUGGCUUUCCAACUACUGCUGGGACGUCAUCAACUAUCUCUUCAUCUGGAUCAUCAUCAUCAUCUUGGUAGCAGCUAGCAGUGUAGACGCCUACACGGGGGAAAACCUGGACAGCUUUGUGGUUGUUCUGCUCCUGUUUGGAUUAGCAGCCAUCUCUUUUGUGUACCUCUUCUCCCUGCUCUUCAACUCAUCUGUGAUUGCCUAUGCCUUGACAGCGUUCGCUCUCUCCCUCAUUGGCAUGGGUUCUCUUAUAGCAGUCUUCAUUCUUGAGAUCCUGGAGGAAGACUCGGCAGCUAAGUACACAGAUUACAUCUUCAAUCUGCUACCAACUCAUGCCCUGGCUCGAUCUAUCAUGUUCAUUGCUACCAAUGAUGCAAUCCGGACCAGUUGUGAGAGCUCAAAGCUGGCUCGAGAGCAGUGUGCCAAUAGUAAUGUGUCCUAUGCUUUGAAUAACUUGGAUUGGAAGCAGCCUGGUAUUGGAUUGAACUGUACCUACCUUGCCUGUGAGGCUAUCAUCUAUCUACUACUCACCAUCAUAAUAGAGCUUGGUUUUGGUUACUCCUGCUGUGUUUCAAAUUACUUCAAGGACUCUGGAUUGCCCCAGGAUCCAGAUGUAGCAGAGGAGAAGAUUUUGGUUGAUAACACUGAUCCACAUGACAGCAAGUAUGCAGUUAUUAUCAAGAACCUAGCCAAGGUUUACCGUGGGAAACGCACACCAGCAGUAGACAAACUCUCUGUUACCAUCCCGAAAGGAGAAUGCUUUGGAUUACUAGGAGUUAAUGGUGCUGGAAAGACAACGACCUUUGGCAUGCUAACUGGUGAUGUAAGGAUGUCAGCCGGUACAGCUUACAUGGGAGGCUAUGAUAUACAGACACAAAGAAGAAAGGUGCAACAGCGAAUCGGUUAUUGCCCCCAGUUUGAUGCCCUAGUGGAGCGGCUGACCGGCCGUGAGGUCCUCAUGUUGUUUGCUCGUCUGAGGGGAAUCCCCAGCAAUCAAAUGAUAUCUGUGGUAGAUCAUACCAUCGACCAUCUCAACCUAAACAAGUGGCAGGACAAACUGUGUGGCACCUACAGUGGUGGAAAUAAGAGGAAAUUGAGUACAGCAGUGGCUCUGGUUGGAAACCCACCUAUCGUCCUACUUGAUGAACCAACGUCUGGUAUGGAUCCCAAGGCUCGUCGUUAUCUCUGGGACUCUCUGACAUCCAUCAUGGAAGGGGGACGCUCUAUUAUCCUUACCUCACACAGCAUGGAAGAGUGUGAAGCUCUAUGUACCAGACUGGCUAUCAUGGUCAAUGGACAAUUCAAGUGUCUAGGAAGCACACAGCAUCUGAAGAGCAGAUUUGGUACUGGUUACACUCUCAUCAUUAAGACCAGUACACCAGCAUUGAUUGCACCCACCAAAGCUUUUGUGGCAGAAGGAUUCGAGGGUGCAGUCUUACUUGAACAACAUCAGCAAUUGGUGCACUACCAAGUGGACAGUGGAACCACCAACUGGUCCUUUAUCUUUGGUCUCUUAGAGGAGAACAAAGAGAGGCUAGGUAUCGUAGACUACAGCGUCAGUCAGACCACGUUAGAACAGGUCUUCAUCAACUUUGCAAAGGAUCAACAUGUAGAUCCGCGUGCCAAGCCUGAAUAA
Molecule: messenger RNA, 5572 nt
Organism: Strongylocentrotus purpuratus (purple sea urchin)
Lineage: Eukaryota; Metazoa; Echinodermata; Echinoidea; Camarodonta; Strongylocentrotidae
Product: ATP-binding cassette transporter subfamily A
Exons: 41
Coding region: 278-5572 (1764 amino acids)
Biological process (GO): lipid transport; transmembrane transport
Cellular component (GO): membrane; intracellular membrane-bounded organelle
Molecular function (GO): ATP hydrolysis activity; lipid carrier activity; ABC-type transporter activity
Source: RefSeq, a predicted model, not a curated record